Molecule: messenger RNA, 348 nt
Organism: Vicia faba (fava bean)
Lineage: Eukaryota; Viridiplantae; Streptophyta; Magnoliopsida; Fabales; Fabaceae
Source: the annotation of a GenBank genome assembly
AUGAGCUCAGCUUUAGUGCCACGUUCAAGCUCAAAGCAGGGAAAGGCGGCCUUCCCCAACGGAACAAAUGUUGUUGCUCCUUCUGUUCAUAGUUCGCAUGACUUCGCUCUCGUUGUGCGUGGACUUCCUAAUCGAACUAAGAUGGAUCGGGCUGUUGGCUCAGAGAAGGUAUCUGGAACUGGAAUGUUUGGGCACGAGAGUAACUCGACUUCAAGGCCAAGGUCCGAAGAUGUUGUCAAUCUUGAUUAUGGAAAGGAUAAGGAAGUCCACCGGGAUUGGCUUAAAGCUAAGCCAGGUGCUAUAGGUGAGGAAGGUUUUAGAAAGCUAGAGUCCGGAAGUGAAAGAUGA